UUCUUUUCUGAAUUUGUUGUCUUUUAAGAAGUCUUGUCGUUUAUGUGUAGUUGCUUACUUUAUUCUUUUUCGUUUUGCUGCUUUCGAUGGCUAAUGCACCAGUAAAGUCACAGCCUUUACACAACUUCAACUUCCCGUUUCUUAAAUGGGGGACCCAUGGAGGUGGAAGUUCUUCGAACACCAACGCCGACAACCUCCGUUCUCCCGAAUCCUACUCCGACCACGACCGUCUACGUCCGACGCGUGUUGGGUCACGCACCACCCGCGUUUACCGCUUAUCCUUUCCUCCCCCACCUAGAACCAUCAAACAACAACCCCGCGAAGAAGAAGAACAACAACACAAACAAGAAGAAGAGUCGUUAAAACCGCGGGGAAACGAAGCUGAAGAAGACGAUGAUGAUGAGAAAACGGUGCAGAGACCGUGGAACUUGAGGUCUCGCAAGUUGGUGGUGGAGACAUCGGCUGCGGAAAAGAUGAGUAAAACGGCGGCGCCGAAGUCGAUGAGAUUAAGGGGUUUGACUGAGAAUGGAGGGGUUGCAGUAAAGAAAGAGAAAAGGAAGUUUUGGAUAGCUUUAUCGAAGGAAGAGAUCGAAGAAGACAUAUUUGUGAUAACAGGAUCAAGACCUGCCAGAAGGCCCAAGAAAAGGUCUAAGAACAUUCAGAAACAACUUGAUAAUGUUUUUCCUGGGUUAUGGUUGGUUGGUACCACGGCUGAUGCUUACCGAAUUGUUGAUGUUCCCGUUAAGGCUUCCUUACAUUGAUGGGGGGGAGAGUUUCAAGCUCUGUAGUUAAUUGUAAUCCGACUCUAAACCGAUACUUAAAAUAUGUUACUGAAGGGUACUGCAUUCUCUAUUUCUGGACGAGCUCUUCCUCUGUACAUAUGAGCUUUCACCAGGAGGAGCACCUCAUAAGGUUAUGAUUUAGUUAUUGCAUUUCUUUGUUCAUUUUGAUUUGGUCAAAAUUGCAUGGCAGCUCACAAGAAUGACUCCUCUAUCUUACAUGACAAUUCUAAUGACCCCAGUUUGAAAAUAGUUAGCUUGUGUUUUAUAUAGGAUCCUUUGCCACUUGUAAGAUGAUAACAUUAG
Molecule: messenger RNA, 1085 nt
Organism: Hibiscus syriacus
Lineage: Eukaryota; Viridiplantae; Streptophyta; Magnoliopsida; Malvales; Malvaceae
Exons: 3
Coding region: 87-761 (224 amino acids)
Source: RefSeq, a predicted model, not a curated record